AUGAACCAGAAGAUAGGAUAUGGAGACCCGAUGGAGAACAGCUAUCAAUUUGGGGCACUUUGUUCGGCAUUUUGUUCAUCAUAUCAACGAUCUGUUGCAUUCAAUGUUGUUGUGGUCAACGCACAGAAUCUCAAGAAAGCCAUUCAAACACUACAAACACUAUCACUGCUACAAAUGAGGUCGACUCCAAAGAAGGGAGAUUCAUAA
Molecule: messenger RNA, 207 nt
Organism: Medioppia subpectinata
Lineage: Eukaryota; Metazoa; Arthropoda; Arachnida; Sarcoptiformes; Oppiidae
Source: the annotation of a GenBank genome assembly